AUGUCCCACUUGACAGAAGCAUUCAUUGGCGACAUUUCAUCGUGGAAUGUUACCUCCGUCACUACCAUGGAAGGCAUGUUUCUGCAUGCGUCUUCCUUCAACGGAGACUUGUCAUCCUGGGAUGUUUCGAAAGUCACUGACAUGAGUUUUUUUAUUCAGCGGCGCACCAGCAUUCAAUGGAGACUUAUCAUCAUGGGAUGUUUCAGAAGUGACGUGGAUGGAGAAUAUAUGUUCCAGCAUGCAUCGGCCUUUAGUGGAGACUUGUCACUUUGGGAUGCUUUGAAAGUCAUUGACACGAGUCGGAUGUUCCAGUAUGCAUCAUCCUUCAAUCAAAACUUGUCAUCCUGGGACGUUUCGAAAGUCACUGAACUGAAUGGAAUGUUCCAGUGUGCAUCAUCCUUCAAUCAAGACCUAAUAUCAUGGGAUGCUUCUUCUGUAACUGACAUUCAUGAAAUGUUCUACAAUGCAUGGUCAUUCAAUGAAGACCUAGUAUCAUGGAAUCUUUCUGCUGUAACUGACAUGAGCAAAUUGUUCCAGGGGGCAUCAUCCUUCAAUGGCGACAUUUCAUCAUGGAAUGUUUCUUCUGUCACCAAUAUGAUGGGAAUAUUUCAGGGUGCUUCAUCCUUCAACCAAGACUUGUCAUCAUGGGAUGUUUCCAAAGGCACGAGUGCAGAGAGUAUGUUUGAAGGAGCAGCAGCUUUCGAUAGUUCUGCAAUGUACAACUGGAGUGAUGCUUGGAAAGAAGUUGUUGACUGCGGAAAUGGAAACAUUGCCCCGCCAUCGACCAGUGCCCCGGCAUCGAAUCAUGAUGAUUGGAUAGAAUGUCUUGGCUACGAUGAAAUAUUUCAAACCCUUACUCCUGUGUUUUUCGUUUUUGUGGUUUGUGCAGCGCAUGGGCUUUUCAGUUGCAAUACUUAG
Cylindrotheca closterium is the source of this 918-nucleotide messenger RNA. The record is from the annotation of a GenBank genome assembly. NCBI's taxonomy places the organism in Eukaryota, Bacillariophyta, Bacillariophyceae, Bacillariales, Bacillariaceae.